AAAGGUGAGAAAACAAAAUAGGAGGGCCUGCUGUGACUGCAAACCUGUGUUACUUCAUUUUACCUUCUUAAAAGGAGAGAACAUGGUUUCUAUGAUGACAACUCUGUGGCAAGUAAUUAUUCCCAUGAUUGUCCUGUCCCACUUCUCAGCAUCUCUGCCAUCCUGGGAGAGGACGGAGCGCCACGCAGACGGGCUCUUCCACAGCGAGCUCAGCAAGAUGAAUGGCAACGCCUACGUGCAGCAGUUGGUCAAGCACCUGGUGGGCCUCAAGGACAGGUCCCUGAGGCACUCGGAUGGGCUGUUCACCAGUGAGUACAGCAAGAUGAGAGGCAACGCCCAGGUUCAGAAAUUCAUCCAAAACCUCAUGGGCCGCAAGCGCAGCUCUCCUGGCCCAGUCAACACAGACAUGCAGGGGAGAGAGGGAGUAAACAAACCUGAGGAACUUUGCUUUCUCUGGUUGUACCAGAGCUUUCUGAACACCAGCCGCUCGGACAGAGAUGCCAGAGAGGCUGCUGCCAUUACCAGCCAGUACAUUUGCCCCUUCUCUAAGCAGCUGGUUGCAGACACGAAGGAAGAUACAGAUGGUUCUGAAUGAAGGUGAAGGGAAAGAAACAGCC
Messenger RNA from Camarhynchus parvulus, 617 nucleotides. Its product is annotated as glucagon family neuropeptides-like. The record is from RefSeq and is a predicted model, not a curated record. Bases 83 to 595 code for a protein of 170 amino acids. Lineage: Eukaryota; Metazoa; Chordata; Aves; Passeriformes; Thraupidae. Gene Ontology annotation, molecular function: hormone activity. Gene Ontology annotation, biological process: positive regulation of pancreatic juice secretion; positive regulation of somatostatin secretion; brain development. The transcript is spliced from 7 exons. Gene Ontology annotation, cellular component: extracellular region.